ACUUUCUUCAGCUACUGCAACCGCCAUGAGCUGCCUGGCUUUCCAACGAAGGACUGGUGUCGUGUUCCUCCUACCAGAACUGCAGCCUGUCUCGGGCUGGCAGCGAUGCACCAGGGCUCCUGGAGGAAGAUCGAAGAGCCGGGCCCCAUGCCGAACGGAGAGGCCGUCGAACCCGGGGGGGUCCCGGGGGCCGAGAAGGAGGAGGAGGAGGAGGUGCCCCCGCCCCCCACCUCGCCCCCGCCGCCCCCGCCGGGCCCGGCGCCCCCCUCGCCCCCCUGUCCCAGACCCCGGCUGAUCUUCCACACCCAGCUGGCCCACGGCAGCCCCACGGGCCGCAUCCACGGCUUCACCAACGUCAAGGAACUGUACGGCAAGAUCGCCGAGGCCUUCCACAUCUCCCCCUCGGAGAUCCUGUUCUGCACUCUGAACUCGCACAAGGUGGACAUGCAGAAGCUGCUGGGCGGCCAGAUCGGCCUGGAGGACUUCAUCUUCGCACACGUCAGGGGCGACGCCAAGGAGGUGGAGGUCACCAAGACGGAGGACGCCCUGGGCCUGACCAUCACCGACAACGGCGCGGGAUACGCGUUCAUCAAGAGGAUAAAGGAGGGCAGCACGAUUGACCGCCUGAAGGCCGUGUGCGUGGGCGACCACAUCGAGGCGAUCAACGAGCAGAGCAUCGUGGGAUGCCGGCACUACGAGGUCGCCAGGAUGCUGAAGGAGCAGAGCCGGGGAGCGCCCUUCACGCUGCGGCUGGUCGAGCCGAAGAAGGCCUUCGACAUGAUUGGCCAGAGGACAAGGGCGCCGAAGUCCAGCGAGGGGAAGCUGGCGAGCGGGCGCGAGACUCUGCGGCUCAGGUCCAAGGGCGCCGCCACCGUGCAGGAAGUGCCGAACGAGUUUGAGGAGAGGGCCACUAAGAAGGUGGACGACCUGCUGGAGAGUUACAUGGGCAUCCGGGACCCCGAGCUGGCCACCACCAUCGUGGAGGCGGGAAAAGACAAGAAGAAUCCGGACGACUUCGCGGAGGCCCUGGACUCAGUGCUGGGAGACUUCGCCUUCCCCGACGUCUUCCUGUUCGACGUGUGGGGCGCUAUAGGGGACGUGAAAAACGGUCGAGUGUAGCGAGCGGUCGGUCCCCCAAGCCCCGCCCCCCUUUCUCUCCUCACCACCCCUGACCCUGUUGCUUGGC
Messenger RNA from Anguilla anguilla (European eel), 1186 nucleotides. It is a transcript of the gene gipc3, whose product is annotated as GIPC PDZ domain containing family, member 3. Gene Ontology annotation, molecular function: protein binding. The record is from RefSeq and is a predicted model, not a curated record. The transcript has 7 exons. The coding region runs from base 106 to 1119 and encodes 337 amino acids. Lineage: Eukaryota; Metazoa; Chordata; Actinopteri; Anguilliformes; Anguillidae.